Agrilus planipennis (emerald ash borer) is the source of this 3208-nucleotide messenger RNA. RefSeq names its product GPI ethanolamine phosphate transferase 1-like. The transcript is spliced from 11 exons. Gene Ontology annotation, cellular component: endoplasmic reticulum membrane. The record is from RefSeq and is a predicted model, not a curated record. Gene Ontology annotation, biological process: GPI anchor biosynthetic process. Lineage: Eukaryota; Metazoa; Arthropoda; Insecta; Coleoptera; Buprestidae. Gene Ontology annotation, molecular function: mannose-ethanolamine phosphotransferase activity. The coding region runs from base 362 to 3169 and encodes 935 amino acids.
AACAAAAGGAAGAAAUUCAAAAUUGUGUUUAAAAGAAAAGUCACGAAUAAUUCAUUUCGAACUUUGAAAAGAGAUUAUUAAAAGUUUCUUUGUAGUAAGGGAUCUUUAAAAAUUCGUAAUCCUUUCGGCGUUACCGUCAGUGGAGUAAACGCGGGGAGGUGGUUGGACGUUUAAUUUGUAAUUUAUUUUAUGAAAAUGCGACAAAUACGCUUAGACUUUUGCUAGUUACACGAAUUGCACCACCUAUGAAAUAUCAACCUAGAAUAGAAACAAAAUUUAUUUGACAUUUCCAAGGUUUUAUUCCCUUGAAGUGCUAGGUUAAUUUCUACUUUUAUUAAAAAAUAAAUUGAAAGGAAUUUCGAUGGAAUUCGGUUCACAAAACGGGCGAAAAUGUAUAUUCCUUGUGAUCCUGUCUUUGACAGUUCACCUUCUCCUACUGCUAUGCACGUUGGAUAUUUAUUUUUCCACACCUCUCGUGCACACUUCGAAUCAUUUUAAAGUGAAAGGGGUCAAGCCUCCGGCUAAUAGAAUCGUUUUUAUACUGGCCGAUGGGCUAAGUGCUGCCGCAUUCUACACGAAAAACUUUUCAACAGUGACCCCCUUUCUUCAUUCGAUUAAAGAGAACGAAAGCAGUUGGGGUUUGUCUCAUGUUCAACCCCCCACCGAAUCGAGACCCCAGCAUACGGCCCUCUUGGCCGGAUUCAACGAAGACCCGAGCUCGAUUUUUUCGCGAUGGAAAUAUAAUCUGUACGAUUUUGAUACGGUCCUUCGUCUGGCCAAUAUGACGUUUUAUUUCGGGAGUGCGGCUUGUUUCAGAUAUUUUCAUAAACGUGAGUCGUUAAGAACAUAUAAAAAAAAAUUAAUAAAUAAUUAUCUGACGUUAUUAUUAGAAUACUAUUCGAAUAUGAUUUAUGUUGGAUUCGAUCGGAAAAUAGAUCACAGUGUCCAUCCAAGAAUACCGAUAUAUGUGGAAAGGGCGGUUUUCAAUAAAGCCCGGAAUUUUAUAAGGAAAGGCCUGGUGCCGCGUUCAGCCAAAGGUCAAAUAAUAUUUGUGUACGUUGAAGGAACAGACCUAUUGGCACACUCAUUUUCCCACCAUUCUCGCUUCUUCAGGUAUUUUCGAAAAAAUCUGAUGGUUCUCGACGAAGAAGUACAAGAACUGGUAAAAACUAUAAAAUCGUACUUCAACGACGACAAAACUGCAUUUAUAUUUACAUCGGACCAUGGAAUUACAGUUGAUGAGUACAGUAAGCGAUCGCACGGUGGUGGAUCGAAAGGAGAGAUAGAGGUCCCAUUUUUAGCAUGGGGUGCGGGAAUUUCCGUCGACAAAACCGAACCCAAAAACUUAAAAUCUAUUGACAUCCCCCCGUUAAUUUCAGCAUUAAUUGGAAUUGCUUUUCCCAGAAAUUCGUUGGGAUCGAUUCCAUUGAACGUUUUGAACAUUUCUUCACGCGUUGCCGGUCACAUGUUGAUUGCAAACGCUCUACAAUUGACCGAUGUGUUUUACGCAAAACAAGACAAACUAAUAAACAACCCUGCUGUAUUAUUUGUGGCAGAAAACAAAUUUUUAAUGCAAAAUAAGAUUGAUGAAUGGAAACGAGCUAUGAUAGACCUUUUUUAUACCACAAGAUUUACUAAAUCAAUUGAUGUUGCUUUAGAAUAUAUUGAUAAUGUAAUGAAUGCGAUUCGAUAUUACGACAGUUACUCUUAUUGGUAUCGUACCGUUUUCGUUAUGGUGGCUGCAGUUGGCUGGCUAAUCAAUUUGUUAACUUGGCUACCAAUGAGUGAUAAUGUUUACAGCGAUCAGACCAGCAAAAAGAAAAGAAACACAGUUACCGCUUAUGUAAUGGUUAAUAUGUUUCUUUUUUUACUGUAUCACGUUUUCGGUAGUAAAUAUGACUACAUCCUGUAUAUAUUUUUUCCGUCAUUUACUUGGUUCCUUGUUUACAUUAGAAGAGCAUCUUUAAAACGAUUAUGUAAAGGCAUCUUCAAAUGUAAAGUAAAAGACACAAUAGCGAUGGCGGUGUUUUUUGGAUUUGGAACAGAAAUGCUGAUUUUGACGUUUUUUAAUAGGAAAUAUUUAAUUCCCGUCGUCAUUGGAAUCAUUUGUUCUUCGUACAACAGAGCUCGUAAAAAGACGGCAUUGGCUCACGUUUGGAUAAUUUUGGGACUUUUCAUUUGCGUCAUACUUUACCUGCCUCCAGCAGAUCCUGAUUACAAUUUAUAUUAUCAACUACUGUACUUCAGUUUGUUCUGUAUUGCUAUCAUAUAUCUGGAUAAACGCACUAAAAAUGGUGCUGUUACUUCUUCGUGGUUUGAUUUUCUGAUGAAAUACAGAAAAAAUUUCCUGUUGGUCCUGGUGCUAACCCUACUUAACAAUUUUACCACGGACAUUGCUUUUCAAUGGAAAUGGUACGAUGUGAUAACCGCUGGCCAAUUUAUUUCAUGGUUCAGCUUGCUCUAUGCAAUUAUAUUUAUUCUUCGAUCCCCGAAAACAAUUUGCUAUCGCUUAUCAAGUCUAGUGUAUGCUCCAAUGCCGAUUUAUGUUCUGUUAAAUGGGAGCAUGCCACCCAUCGCCAUGUUGUUGUUUAUUGGUUUUGUAAUCAUUUGGACUAUCAGUGAACUGGUAGUAAGUGAACAAUCAGAAGUUAUGUGGAAUAUCCCAUACGACGAUAAUAAUGUUACGGUAAAUAUGGUCUCUCAUCGGGAGAAUGCGCGAAAGAUUUUUAUUUUUAUGUCUCUUUGUGCGCUGGUCUUUUUUGAAACACUUGAUAUGAAUACAUACAGAACACUGUCGUAUUCUGAGGGAGAUAACUCAAUUAAUAAUUUUUUGAUUGCCGUGAAGAUUGUUUUGCCCUUUAUAAUACUAACUAGUAGCUUCCUUGUCCUUGUGAAGGCAAGUAAGAUAGAAAUCGGUUUUGUUUUCACACUGCUGCUCUUGUUUUCGACUGUGAUGAUGAUGCAAGUUUUCUUCACUGUGAAAACCCAGGGCUCAUGGAAAGAAAUUACCAUAAGUCUGGUUAGAUUUAUUAUUGCAACAAUAAUACCGUUCGGGGUUUUGGUGACUUAUUAUGUCAGUUAUAUUUUGGCCAAGACGGAGAUGCACAACACUGUGCGAUUUAUAAGGCAACACGUGAAUUUGUUUUUUGAUUUUUAUGAAAUAUUGUAAUUGUAAGUAUUUUUAUUAAUAAAAGUUGUUUUAAGUGUU